AUGGUUGCAGUCAUCUAUUGACUGAAAUUUUUUUUAGUGCUCGUGACAUUUUCGAAAGGUAUCGAAGGCUAUUCAAAAAUAUUUGCUUUGCUUCUUACAGACCUUGCGAAUUUGAAAGUGAAACCAAAUGGAGUGGAGUGCUUGAAGAAGUCGUUAAGUGAAAUAUGCGGUGAUCGCGCUCAAAUACGAGUAGUGGACAAUUCGAUCGAAUUGGAAGUGGACGGGAAGAAUGCUAAAAUUGAUCUUGAUACAAUGCACAUCACGUGCACAGACCAGCUACUCCAUCACCUGAUCUCAUCCGUGUGCCAGAAAAUGAUGAACACAUUGCUACCUGUCUGUUCUUCUACAGCCGCUAAAUGA
Gongylonema pulchrum is the source of this 360-nucleotide messenger RNA. NCBI's taxonomy places the organism in Eukaryota, Metazoa, Nematoda, Chromadorea, Rhabditida, Gongylonematidae. The record is from the annotation of a GenBank genome assembly.